AUGACUGGCCGCCUUGGUGCUUCUGGAUUGCAAGAGACCAUGAAGAAGCUGGCCACUGGAAAGAUCCAUCAGUCUGUGAGGUCCUUCAAAAUGGCUGGUGUGUUCCAGAGCCAAGAGGUAGCACCUUGUGAUCCAAAGCUAGUCAGAGAGGCAAAGGAGCCUGUAACUCUGACUCCCUCUGCCUUCCUGAAGGAGAUGUCUCUUACCACAGAGCAGAGGCUGCCCAGCACUCGGCAGAUGAGGCAGCCCCAGAUUAUCCAGCUUCUAGGCAUGAGUGAAACCUCCCAUCACAAGUUCUCAGCAGUUGACCUGGAGCAGAGCCUGUGUCAGCCUUUCCCAGCAGAGGUGGUGUUUCAGAACUACAUCCCCCAUGAGGUCUACGAAGCGCCGCUGAUUCUGAGGAACACGGACAAGGUUCUUCACCUGGUGAAGGUUGUCUUGGAGAGCUCACCUUACUUCAGGUUGAUCAGCCCCAGUGCUGUGUGCCGUAAGGUCGCACCCGGCAUGGCUUCAACUUGCCGCAUCGUUUUCACCCCUAAGGAGAACAAGGAUUAUUUCCACCAGCUCAUCUGUGUCACAGAAAGGGAAAAGUUCACUGUGCCCAUCCGAGCUGUAGGUGCCCGUGCUCUCCUGGAUUUCCCUGCCCAGCUCAGCUUCUCUGUCUGUCCAGUCAAGUGCAGCACCCAGAAAACGCUGCUGGUUCGCAACCUGGGGAACCGGGAGGCCCGCUACAGCAUCAGCACUCAGAGCCCUUUCUCUGUUGAUCCUUCCCUUGGGACUCUUGGGAUUGGUGACAUCACACAAGUAACAGUGGAGUUUCACCCACGGAAGACUGGGGACCAUUCCAGAUCUCUGACAGUUCACUAUGACACAGGUGAAGAUGUUCAUACAAGCCUUUAUGGAGCAGCUGUAGAUGUCAACAUUGGACUAGAGAGGAGCUCCCUGACAUUUGACAAGACUUACCUCACACUGUCAAACCACAGAUCUGUGGUCAUCCACAACAGGAGUGAAGUCACAGCCUACUUCCAGUGGAAGGCUUUUGCCACCCAGGAAGAGGAGGAUGAGCAGAAGCUGAGGCUCUGUCACAGGCUGCAGAGGAAGGAAAAGGAUGAGACUGAUCAUCUUCUGCAGGAGUCCAUGGGGGAGCCCUCGCUCCGAGACCGCCUCGCCCUUCUCUCCUGGGCCUUCCAGAAGCAGAGGGCAGAGGUGCAAGAAGACUCCAUGCUUUUCUCUCAUGAUAUUUUCACCAUUGAGCCAGUGGAGGGAGAGAUCCAGCCAAAGUCUUCACUUGAAAUCAAUGUGAUCUUUAAACCACGAGAAGCCAGAGUCUAUCAACAAACCAUCUACUGUGACAUCUCAGGCCGUGAGACCAGGCUGCCCCUGCGCCUCAAAGGGGAAGGCAAAGGGCCCCGUCUGCACCUCAGCUUCGAGCAGCUGGACAUUGGGAAGGCUUUUGUUGGCUCAGCCCACAGCUAUGAGCUGAUCCUCUUCAACAAAGGAGCCAUCAAUGCUGCCUUCAGCUUGGUCCCUCCAGCCACAGCUCUGGGCUCCUGCUUCACCUUUCUGCCCUGGGAAGGUCUCAUUUUGCCAGAUGGGCUCCAAGUCAUCCAGAUCUCCUUCAGUUCCACCAUCCUGGGACACUUCACAGAAGAGUUCAGGUUCAGUGUGGCUGGCUCCCCUGAGCCUGUGACCUUGACUAUCAGGGGCUGUGUCAUCGGACCCACGUUUCACUUCGAUGUACCUUCCCUGCACUUUGGUGAAGUCUCCUUUGGCUUUCCUCACACCCUGUCCCGUGUCCUCACCAACACCUCCUUGGUGCCAAUGACCUUCAGCCUCCACAUUCCUGAGGAUGGUUCAGGAGAGCCCAGCACUUCCAGUUUUGUUCAGAUCUCAGACAACACUCACCCCUCCUGGAGAAAGGGAGCCCAAAGCCAGGUCAAACCAACUGAAUUCACCAUAAGGCCUUGCAGAGGGACCGUCCGGCCCCAGGGAGCCCUGGACAUCCAGGUCACCCUGUGCUCCAACACGGUGAGGACGUACAGGCUGGCACUGCUGAUGGAUGUGGAUGGGGUUGGAGAGGAGGUGUUGGUGUUGCCCAUCACUGCCAGCUGUGUUGUUCCUCCACUGCGAGUGCUCAGCCCCAUCCUGAGGUUUGGAUGCUGCUUCCUGAGACACCCACACCAGCAGACACUGACCCUGGUGAAUGACAGUGACCUUCCAGGCUGCUAUGGGCUUCUUCCUCAGGAGCAGAGGGAGGGUGCUGCUGUGUGGUUCUCCAGCCCUGAGCCGUGUGGGAUUGUCCAGGCUCGCAGCUCGGUGCAGGUGCCCAUUACUCUGGAAGCCCAGGUGAUGGGAGAGCAGGAAACUCUUGCUCAUGUCUCCGUGUUUGGGAGGGAAGGAUCCCCUCUGCAAAUCCAUUUGGUGAGCAUUGCAGAAGGACCAGUUGUGCACGUGCAUCCAAGUAAGAUACACUUCGGCAGCAUCCGAGUUCUCCAGGAUGCUUCCCGAACUCUCCACCUCUCCAAUCAGAGCCUCAUCCCUGCAUCUUUCUGGGCAGAGAUGGCUGGCAAACGCUCAUGCUGGAGGAUUGAACCAAGCCAAGGAGUGAUCCCCCCUGAGACUGAGGUGUCUGUGGCUGUCAUAGCAAACCUGGAUGACACUGAGAAGUUCAAGGACGAGGUGAAGCUGUUCAUAGAGAACAGGGGAUCCUACAGCAUCCCUGUCCAGGCUGUUGGCGUCGGCACCACCAUUGUCACCGACAGACCCUUUGCUCCAGAGCUCAACUUGGGACCCCACUUCAGCCUGCAUCUCUGCUGCUACCACUUCAAGAUAACAAACAAAGGACGACGCAGCCAUCGGCUCUGUUGGACCACAGAAGGUUUUGCCUCAUUUCACAACCAUGAUCCUCUCCCACCCAUCACUAACACCAGGGGCAAAGAUUCCUCUCAGGGCUCCAAACCUGCCUGCCCUGUGUUUAAGCUUCAGCCCCUGAGGACGGAGCUGCUGCCAGGCCAGACUGUGGAGAUGACACUGGAAGGCUCCUCCAGCACUCCCCAGGUGGUGAAGGAGAGGCUGCUGUGUCACGCCGUGGUGGGGAGCAAGGCAGGGAAGGCACAGAUCAUGCAAGUGGAUGUCACCUGUGAGUUUAUUGCUCCCACCCUGCAAAUAUCCUCCAGGGAAAUCACGUUCAGGGUGGAGAAGCCACCCAGUGAUGCCCUAAUUCUUCAGUAUGAGCCUCUUGCUUUAAGAAACAUCUCCUCCCUGCCAGUCAGCAUCAUCCUGGCCUUGGAGCAGCCGUUCUUCAUCUGUGGUGCAGACCAACAGCCCCUCGCUGCUGAUGUUCAGCCUAUGAAGCUGGAGGUAGGGGAGGAGCUUCAUCUCUCCAUUGCAUUUAACCCUGCUUCUGAAGAGGAUUUGCAGAGCUGGGUAGCAGAGAAGGUCCUGAAGAUCCAGUUUCUUGAGCAUCCUCAUGAGGAGCAGGUCAGCGUGCGGGGAGAAGUCUGCUUCCCAAACCUCCACAUCCAGAGCAAGGCCCUGGACUUUGGCUGCAUCCUGAACGACACCAAAGCUGUGCAUCACAUCCAGAUGACCAACUGCAGCUCUGUCCCUGCCCAGUACCACUGGUGCUUCCUGAUGGAUGACAGCACGGAGCAGAUGAGGUUCAGCCCUCCAGCACCUAAAUCUUUCAUCGAAGCCCAGAUGCCAAAGGAGGGGGAAACCCAGUUGGAGCACUCAACAUCUGCAGAGAGCAGCUCCAGGGAUGGAGGUGUGGGGGAGCUAGCCAAAGCCAUGGGAGCAGCAGGGAAUCCUGCCCAAGAGCCAGCAGAUGCUGACUGUCUGGAAGCAAAGCUGCUGCCAUCCACUGCUGCAGAGCUGGAAGGUGCUGCAGAGCCUCAGAGCCUUGAGGAGACCAGCAAGUUGAUGCAGUUUGCAGAGCCAGAGCCCCUUGCCCUGGGAGUGGAGGAGGUGUUUGACGUGCUGCCGCUGCACGGGACGCUGCAGCCGGGCGAGAGCCAGCGUGUCACCUUCACCUUCUUUGGCCACACCAACGUGGUGGCCCAGGUCACAGCGUGCUGCAGGGUGGAGGGAGGCCCGACCUACGAGCUCACCCUGCGUGGGGAGGCUUCACUUAUCAGCCACCAGCUCAGCACCACUGAGAUUGACUGCGGGCUGCAGCCGUUCACCAAAGUCACUGAGGCAGAGGUCACCCUGCAGAACAGGGGGAAGAUGGGAUUCUCCUGUGUGGUGCUGAGCCCAAGCACAGCUACUGCAGACAGACCCCUGCCUGGUGUGCCCCUGGUCGUGCCCAGCAUGAGUUACAUUGGACCUGGCAAGGAGCAAGUGCUGAAGGUCUAUUACCUGCCAGGAGUUCCUGGAGUCUUCUGCAGGACUUUGCAGAUCCAAGUGGGUCACCUGAAGCCAGAAGAGAUCUACCUGAAAGGAGAGGCAAGCUUUCCCAGGAUCUGCUUGGACCUGCCCAGGAACAUCAAAGGAAAUGCAAAAUAUGAGAAGGUGCUCAAGGAGGUGAAAGAGAAGAUGAAAGGUGACAGCCAGACAGAUGAAGCUGCUGCUCUGAGGGAAGCUGCAGCUGCGGAGCUGCCCACAGAUGACUCAGGCACCAUGUUGGACAAUGUGCUGCAGAUGCAGGUGGAAGACAUGCUGAUAGAGGAACAUGCCCUGGAGCAGCAGAGAGCUCUCACCCCCGCUGCCCCGGAGCACACUGCCUUUGACCAGGAUGCUCGUCGGAGGCUUCUCAAAGCUGAGCUGCCUGAGUACGUGCUGGACUUUGGCCAUGUCAUUCUCAGUGACACCCACAGGCGCCUGGUGAAGGUCACCAACACAGGGCACUUCCCUGUGUCCUUCCACGCUGAGGGCCAGGCCCUGUGUGGCACAGGUUUCAGUGUGGAGCCAGGCCGCGUGAAGCACCUGCCCUGUGCUCAGAGCGAGACGUUGGCUGUGAGCUUCAGCCCCCAGAGCUGCCAUGUGCCGCUGGGAGAGGCGGACGUGCUGCUGCCCAUCCAGGUAUCAGGAGGCCCCACGGUCCCCGUCCGCCUCUGUGCCAGCGUGGCUGAGCCGUCCCUCAGCCUCUCCCGGGACAGGCUGCAGUUCUGCCCUGUGCUCUGCGGGCAGUGCCAGGAGGAGACCGUCCGGCUCUACAAUCGGCUCCAGGUGCCCUGUGAGUGGUUCAUCACCGUGAACGAGCCUGUUAAGAAGGAGGACACACGUGUGCUGGGCAGCCGGCGUCCAAAGCCUCUCCCGGCACUGAAGGCCAAGCCCCGCGUCUUUGAGGUGCUGCCUUCAGCUGGAAGCCUCACUCCAGGACAGUGGUGCAACGUGCAAGUCAGGUUUUCACCCAGGGCAGAGAAGUCCUACAGAAGCAAGCUGAGGGUCAGCAUUCACCAGAGCAGCCAGCAGCUCCAGCUGCAGGUCUCAGGAUGUGGUCUGGAGCCACGUCUGGAGUUCAGCCCCACCACGCUCGAGCUGGGACCGUUGCUGCCGGGCAGCCGUGGGGCAGAGGGGACAGUGGUGGUGAAGAACCCCUGUGACUUCCCCGUUGAGUUUUACUCUCUGGAGUUCGACCAGCAGUACCUCGCUGAGGAGGAGAUGCUGCGGAUGCUGAAGGACUAUGAUGGCCACGGCACUUUGUUGCUGCCUCCACGUGUCCCGGGGCAGAAGCUGCCCCCAGAGGUGCUGGAGUUCUGCCAGGAACAGAAGAGGCACCAGGACAAGCAGGCAAAGCCAAAGACUGGGGAAUCAGCAGGGCAGAACAAUGCAGACCUGGGAGAUGUCCUGUCUCUGGCAGAAGAAAGCUGGUUCAACAAGGUGGGCUUUACAUCUCAGUGUGGAAAAGAGAAGGAGGAAGUUCUCACCUCUGCAGAAGCAGCCGCAGCCCGGAACCGCAGAGGGGUCGUCGUCAUCGUCCAUGGAGCACCCCUGGCAGGCAAGAGCUCGGUGGCAGCUGCCCUGUGCAGGCACUAUGGAGCUGCGUGCUUGUCCAUCGACGCCGUGGUGACAGCAGCCGUGUCGGAGGGGAGCAGCGCCGCGGGGCUGCGUGCCCGGGAGCUGUGUGGCAGGGCUGCCAUCCAGCACUGCCAGGGGCAGGCCCAGGGUGAUGAUGCUUCCUGCAGCCAACAGCCCCACGCUGAGGCCAAGCCGAGCCCAGACAGGAGCCGCAGCAGCUCUGAGGACAAAGCCAGCGAGCCAUCCCUCGGUUCCAGCAGCCAGGCAAGCUCCACAGCGGGCAGGAAGAAGGGCUCGGCCACACCUUGUCCUGUCUCUCCUCUGCCCUGUGCUCCUGCACAGCGAUACCUGAGCAUCAGGGGCAGCAUGGCAGGAGAGCUGAGCUGCAUGAGCUGUGUGCUGCCUGAGGACUUGCUGGUGACCAUCCUGUCUGAAAGGCUGCAGUUGAGUGACUGCUACCAGGGAGUGGUGAUUGAUGGCCUGGAGACCCUCUAUGCGUGUAACACAGCAUCUGCUCUCCUCUGCCUGCUCAAAGCUAUUGGAAAUCGGCCUUACAUCUAUUUGGUGAACCUGUGCCAGGAUUAUGCUGCUUUGAAAGCCAGAGAGAUGGCUGCAAAAGAGCAGGAAGGACGGGAGCGGGAGGAAGCUGCCAGGAGGGAGAAAGCACGUCUCUGGGAGAUGGAUGAGGAUGAGUACAGUGCCCUCCCUGAGGAGCAGAAAAUCCAGUUCAAUAACUGCUUACGACAAGCAAAACGUGAGAGGAAGAAGAGGGAGAUGGAGAGGCUGGCUCGAGAGCUCGAGGAAAAGCAACAGCGGGAGCUGGAACGCUUGAAGGAGGAAGAAGAGUGGAAGAAGACUAAGCGAGGCAGGAGAGAGCUUGGAAAAGAUAAUGCUUCAGAGAAGAGAAGCCAGACAGUGGUCAGGCAGAGCACGAACGUGACCACCAGCAACACCAACACGACCACCAGCAAGAGUUCAGGUGGCACCGAGGGGGUAGACAAGAAGGGAUCUGUAAAGGAGCACCAGGACUCUACUGGAAGUGACAAGGAAAGCCAGAAACAGCAGAGCAAGGCUCCCCUGAUGGAUGCCAUCUCAUUGGCAGUUGCACAGCCCUCGGAGCCAGAGCAGGAGGCAGCCAAAACCGAGGCCCAAAGUGACAGUGAGGAGAACUUGGCCUUGAGGUUUAAGAUGUACGAGGCGUUGCAGGAGGAUGUCACUCGUAUUCUGUCAUGCUGGGACAGAGUUCAGGGUAUCCUGCUGUCCCCUCUGAAGCCAGAAGAGGCACAGCACCCGUCAGGAGAGCAGCACCGGCAUUUAUCCAGCCGCAGGAGCCAGAAGAGCAGAGAGAAGGAGCGUCAGGAGUGGCUGGAGAAGGAGCAACUGGGACAACUGAAGGCUGCUGAGGGCUCCAAGUUACCUCAGCUGGAAGGGGAAGGUGCAGAAGGGUCAGCCAGCAGACAGGACGUUGGGGUGCCCUGCUUGAACAUCCAGGUGCUGAGCUCCAAAGAUGUGACUGCGGAGAUCCUGGAGAGUGGCAAGCUGCCAGCAGCAGAGCAGAUCCUGGAUGAGCUGGGACUGGGUCCCUCAGGGCCUCCCAUUCCCCCCACCACCUUUUACUCUGUCAUCCACUACCCGGAGAAGCGGACGGCCCCUGUGGCAGGAGAAGCCCUCAAGCACUUCGUCCUUGUUGUGCCAGAAGCUGCCCUUGAGGAGGAAAAGAAGGCCACUGAAAGUCUCAUGAGUGCCCCCAGUGUGCCUGCAGUGAAGAAAUCAGAGGAGCUGGUCACGCCAACCAGGGGCCGGCUGAGGAGGGAGAAAGCCACAGGCGUCCCGGGGGCUGCGAGGCAGAAGCGGAGCGCUGGCUGCAGCAGGAGGGGUGUGCAGGGGCCAGAGGUGGGAGCACCCACACCUCCCCUGCAGACACAGCAACAGGGCCUGGACACAGCCCCAUCCCCGGGGAGGCCUCCCAGGCUGAGCAGUGGCCGGUGGAUCGUGCCUGCCCACGGUGAGGUGGAGCUCGGGGUCCACUUCAGCUCCACGGCACCGGGACAGUUCGAACAGACGCUGCAUUUUGAGAUCCAGGGGACAAAGGGCUUGUACCAGCUGCAGUGCAGGGGCACCUGCCUGUACCCCACCAUCAGCCAGGACCCACGGGUGGUGUUUCCUCGCUGCAGGAGGAGCAAGGCAGAUGGUGACAUCAUCUCCAAGCAGUUUGUCAUGAACACGGGCACCUUCCACUUUGGGCCGCUGCUGUGUGGCAAGUCAAGGGACUGGUACAAGGCACUGGACAGUCCUGGCAACUGCGAGAAGCUGACCAUCCUCAACGCCACAGCCCUGCAGGCGGAGCUGAGCUUCUCCUUUGAGCGGGAUCUCAAAGCAGACACGUUCCUUUUAGACCCUCCCAGCAUGAGCCUGAAACCCAACGAGAAGCAGGAGCUGUGUGUUUGGGCCUACCCCACUGCAGCUGGGCUGGUGGAAGACAGGCUCAUCUGCUGCAUUAGGGACAACCCGGAGGCGGUGACCUUCGGCCUGUGCUGCCAGGGGGUGCAGGUGCAGCUGGGGGUCAGCCCCAAGCAGCUGCAUUUCGACAGGCUGCUGCUGCACAGGACAGACAGCAAGACCCUGGUCCUGCAGAACCACACCCUGCUGCCCGUGGCCUGGAGGCUCAGUGGGCUGGAAAACCUCGGUGAGGACUUCUCUGUCUCACAAGAUCGGGGCAUCCUUGGUCCCUGCGCAGAGCUCGGCGUGCGGCUGCGCUUCAAGGCCACCAAGGCUCUCAGCAUUAAGAAGAUGAUUCGACUAGAGGUGUCAGAUGCAGAAAACGUCCUGGGGAUUGUUCAAAUUGAAAACAUCCAGGUUGUGGCAGAGGCCUAUGAUGUUGCUCUGACCAUCAGCAUUUCUAAAGGUGCAGAUGGCAGAGUGGAUUUUGGAACCCUGAAGGUGCUGGAUGAUGCAAAGCAAGCACUGACUCUGAGGAACAAAGGGAAGUACACGAUUGCAUACAGUUUCAAGCUGGAAGCUGCAGGUACUAAGAUACCCAACCUGGCCUCCCACUUCACCGUGCAGCCACAGAAAGGCCUGCUGAGUGACCCCCAGCACCCUGUGCAGGUCCAGCUGCUCUUCCACCCCAAGGUGGAGAUGAGCAUUGAGGAUGAACCCAUCCUGUGCUGCCAGGUGAUCGAGCCCAGCACCCGUGAGGGAGGUGAGACCAUCGCUGUGGUCCCUCUGAGGGUGUCAGCAAGGGCCGUGUUCAGCCACUACAGCAUCUCCCCGGCCUCGCUCAUCGACUUCGGCGCGGUUGUGAGGGGCACCAGGAAAACCCACACCCUUAUGCUGGAGAACAAAGGCCUCCUCGACUUCAACUUCCAGAUCUGCAGAGCAGAGGAGAGUGCACCUGCAUUGCUGAGGGAGAGUGCACGUCCUGUGAAAUCUGCCCUCUCCUACGAGAGUGAAAGCUUGAGCAAAACAAGUCCCUCGCCGAAGCGAAGCAAACAGCCACUGCAGACAGACACAAAGCCCUCGGUGCAGGCUCAUCUCACUCUUGGCAUGUUUGUGGUGUCCCCGGGCUUUGGCUCCAUCCCUCCUGGGGCUCAGCAGAGGAUCACAGUGGAUUGCUAUGCAGAGUCACUGGGGACAUGCAAGGAGUGCCUGUGCAUCGAUAUCAGUGACAGGGACCCCAAGGACCAUCCUCUUGGCAUCCCCUAUGCCCUGCUUGCUGAGUCCUGCCUCCCAGCGUUUGUGGUGGAUGACAUAGAGUCCAUCUUUGAGGAGCAUCGAAUCUGCAGCAGCAUCAACCUCUGCCAGAUCCUACAGACAGUGCAAGACCAGGGUGUGUUCAUCACAGAUGAGAACAAGUUUAUCUUCACCAAUGUUCUGGUUGGGCACCAGGCCACAGCUCGCUUCAAGAUCCACAAUGUGGGCAAAGUUCCCUGUGACGUGGUGCUCUCCAUCACCCCCAUCCCUGGCAAGCUCAACAGCUGCAGUAGCAACAUUUUCAUGGUGGAUCCCGUUCAGAUGCGUGUGCCCGGCCGCUCCCACGCCUUCGCUACCGUGACCUUCACUCCACAAGCGAUGCAGAACUACCAGUGCACUUUUGAGGCUUCCCUCGAUGCCCAGGCAAGCCCUGCAGCAACGAAAGCACAAAGCCUGACCUUCGAGAUCAGCGGAGAUGGGAAUCUGCCCCAGGUGACGGUCCUGUGCCCAGCCCUUCACAGUAAGAGGGGGAACCCUGUGCUGCUCUUCAAGAAGCUGUUGCUGGGUGAUUCAGAAAAACUCCCUCUGGUCCUUCAGAAUGGUGGCAUGGUACCUGUCCAGUUGAUGAUAGACCUGUUGGAUGAAAGCAGAGCUUUCUUCUUGAAGGCCAGGCCCACCACACACUGCAUCUACCAACCUCUGGGCAUGAAGGAAGGUUCUCCUGGAGAAGAGAGGGAGCCUCACAGCGCUUCCCUGGUCUUGCAUCGCGGGGAAUUAGCAGAGUUUGAUGUGCUUUUCAAACCCACCCUGGCCCAACGUGUGGAAGGGAAGAUCCACCUGACACUGGUGGACAACCCCUAUGAAGAGACCAACAUUCAGCUGGUGGGUGAAGGCUAUGAGGACGACUUCACCCUGGAUAACAUCCAUGGACUAGUGGCAGACAGCAAUGAAGGGAACACCGAGGGUGAUCUGGAGGAAGACAUAAUCGAGGCUACCAGAAUGGAUCAUAUCCAGUUUGGGAACUGUCACGUUGGGACACCCUACGCUGUGAGCGUGACGAUGACGAACCGCAGCAGGGUGGCAGUGAGGUUCGAGUGGCAGGCAGGCACCCCCCUGCUCUGCUCCCCUCAGGUGGGACACCUCCAUGCUGGCUGUGCUAAGGAUGUCACAUUGACCUUGAAAUCUGACGUCGCCGUCACCUUCAGAAGGCAGCCUGUGAAGUGCAGGGUGGCAGGGAUUGCCUUCCAGCUGCCACCACACCAGGUCACCGACUGGGACGACCGCCUGCGCUCUGUCAAGUGGGUGGAUGCCACAGGUGACCCAACAGCCACGUGGCCUGUCAAGAAGAAGGUGACUGAGGCAGUCCCAGAACCAGCUCACACUGUCCUGGAGAAGAGCAGGCGCGAGGUGGAGCUUCGCCUCAGCGCUGUUGUUGACUAUGCCGAGUUCAGGCUGGACACAGACGUGGUUCUGUUUGAGGACACCUUGCUCUUCCAGACAAAGACAUUCAGUUUCCAGCUGUCCAAUACAGGGAAUGUGGCCCUGGAAUACACCUGGAUGGUGGCUCUGGAGGAUGAAAGGACAGUGAGCUGUACUGGGGAGCUGCUCCAGCCGCUCCUGCCCGCUCUGGGUGGGGAUUUCCACUCCUCUGCUUCUGGUGCCUCUGUGAAGCUCCAGCCUAGCCGUUGCUCGAGCCAGCUGGGCCAUGCUCUGGAGCACGUCUCUUCCUCCCUGGGCUCAUCUCUCAACAGUCAGCCAUUCUCUGUUGAGCCCUGCAGUGGCACCAUCUCUCCUGGCCAGGAGCAGCUCUUCCAGAUGAAGUUCUCCCCGUCGUAUGUGGGGGACUUUGAGAGCCAGAUGCUCUGCAGUAUUCCUAACCUGAAGCCAAAUCAGAAGGGCCCAGAGGUGACUGUGAAGGGGAGGAGCCUGAUGCCACACUGCCACUUUGAACUGGAAGACUCUGACUACAUCACUGCAAAAAGGCAGGGACAGAAGGGGGUAACACUGGAUCCCAACACAAGGGUGAUUGAGUUUGCAGCAACUGGAGUGCCCAGCAGGAGCAGCAGGACCUUCAUGGUUGUAAACCCAACCAGUUCUGCCUAUUCCUUCCAGUGGACUUGCCAAGACCCUGAAGCUCCACCAGAGCAGGUGGCUUUCCUCUGCCUCACAGAGAGAGGUCAGAUCCAGCCAGGGGAGAGAGCAGAGAUGAAGUUUGAGUUCAUCCCCUGGCACCUGGAUGUCACAGAAUCAUUCUGGGUCUUUACAAUCCGUGAGCAGAGCAUUUCAGUCCCGUUCCUGUUGUUGGGCAAUGCCACUGACCCCCUGGUGACUCUGGACAGAUGCCACCUGAACUUCCACUUGCUGUUGAUUGGGCAUGAGGUGCAUCAGACUAUCUAUAUGAUCAACAGUGAGAAGGAAGCUUUCCACUUUGCUUUCAGGGAAGACUCUCUCUUCUCAGAGGGAUGCAAUGCUUCUCUGAGAAUAGAGCCCCUGGAAGGCUCCAUCGCUCCUCUUUCAAGGUUACCCGUUACAGUCUUCCUCACACCGACACUGGAAGGAGAGGCGGUCUUCAACCUCAAGUGUGAUGUCAAGAGGAAGAGCCAGCCCCUCUCCUUGAACGUCAAGGCCACUGGCUACAGGGUGGCUGUGUGUGUCAGGUGUGAGGAUGGUGAUGGCUGUGUCACUGAGCUCAGCGCAGAGCAGAACAAUGUCAUUGACUUCAAGGAGGUACAGCUCAACGAGAGCACCAAGCGCAUCUUCAGCAUCUGCAACCAGGGCGAGUUCAGCUUCACCUUCUCCUGGGACAUGAGUGGCCCAGCAGCCUGCAAGCAGGCCCUCACCAUCAGCCCUCAGACGGGCACUGUGCAGGCGGAGGGGAAGGCAGAGGCACAGCUGGCUUUCCACCCACGGAAGAUGUGCUCCUUAAAGAAUGUAGAGCUGUCACUGCAGAUCAGCAAGGGUCCCACCUUUACCUGUACAUUCCUGGCCACCGUGGUUGUGCCUGCUGUCUGCUUCUCCACCACCACACUCGACUUUGGAGCCUGCUUCAUCUACCAGGCUGGGAUGACACCUGCCCAGAGGAGCCUUCUCAUAACAAACAAGGCAGACAGGGAUGUGAGCUUGAACUGCUUGUUCGCCAGCACCAGACACCUGGAGGUCAGCUUCCCAGGGUGUGUUCUGCGCCCAGGAGGGACAGUGGAGGUGCCUGUCACUUUCUAUCCCAGAGAAGUUGCUUCCUACCACGAGCUCAUCCCUUUUGAAAUCAAUGGUCUUUGCCAGCAGACUGCUGAGGUCCGAGGGAGGGGCGUGGAGAUGAAGGUUGACGUUGUGGAACCACAAGGGAAGGUGGUGAAGCUGGGAGCCCUCUCCAUCGGACAGACAGUGCAGAAGAUUGUCACCAUAGCAAACAACAGCUCUAUCCCUCUUACUUUUAAGCUCAGUCUCAAGUCCACCACACCAGAGCUGCAAGAAGCUGGGGUUCUCUGCUUGAACCCAACCAAUGAAGUAAGUCUGAAGCCCAAAGGAGACACCUGUAAGGUGGAGCUGACGUUCUCUCCAAAGCGCCGCCUGCAGCCGUUCAGUGCAGAGGUGGGGUUGGAGUGCAGUGGCCUCCUGCGGCGCCUCUUCGUGGUGCGAGGCUCCUGCCAGGGCCUCUGUGUGAGCUUGGACCAGGAGCACCUGAGCUUUGGAGCAGUGGUGCAGCAGAGCUGUGCAUCCCAGCGCAUCGUCAUGCAGAACACUGGCGACAUAGGAGUCAAGUUCGAGUGGGACAUAAAGAGCUUCCAGCCAGAUUUCUCCAUCAGCCCCACAAAAGGUUACAUCUCUCCAGGAAUGAAUGUGCCCUUUGUUGUGACUUUCCACCCCUCCAAGCUGAGCCACGCUGUCGAGUACAAGGGUCUGCAGUGCUUGGUGCAGGGCAGGGAGCCGCUCCAGCUCACCCUGGCAGGAUACUGCUCAGAGAGCCCCGUGGCCAAAGAGACGCUGACUUUCGCGUGCAGCGUGCGUGAGCAGCACAGCCAGACCAUCCUCCUGUCCAACCCCAGCAACGAGGCCUGCACCGUGCAACCCACCCUUGAGGGGGAGCACUGGAAGGGGGCUGCAUUUGUCCAUCUAGAGGCAAAUCAACAAAAAAAGCCCUAUGAGGUCACUUACAGACCCCUGACCAUGAGCUCUGAGACUAAGAAGCAUCAGGGUUCUAUCUUCUUCCCACUCCCAGAUGGCACAGGCUUGUACUACCUCCUGCAGGGAACUGCAGAGGCCCCCAAGUGUUCAGGGACCAUUUCCCGUCAGGUACCCUGUAGGACCCCCCACACCGAGCUCAUCCCUGUCUCCAACUGGCUGAACAGGCCACAGAGGUUCCUGGUGGUGCUGGACAUACUCAAACCAGAAAAUCUGGAAAGCAGUUCUGUGCUGCAGGGGCUGCAAUACAUUGAUGUGCCAGGCUCUGCCAAGAAAGACUACAAGCUCACGUUCCUCUCCUACAAAGAAGGAGUCUUUAACACAAUGGUGACCUUCCUCAAUGAGGUGACUGAGGAGUACUUGUUCUACAGAGUGGAUUUUAAGGCCACUGCUUCGGGACCCAUGGGCACAGUUGAAAUCACCGCUGCUGUUCGGCAGAGGGUGUCAGCCACUGUCAGGGUGCACAACCCUCUGCCUGGCCCGGUGACGUUUGCCAUCGACUGCAAAGAGCCUGACGUCAGCGUUCCCUCAUGCAUCACCGUUCCUGCACAGUCAGAGGCUGGCCUUGUUUGCGAGUACCAGCCCCUGACAACAGGCGAGAGCACCGGGCGCCUGGUGCUCCAGAGCAGCGACUUGGGCUCUUUCUACUACGACCUGCAGCUGAAAGCCACCGUGGGCAGGCCCGAGAAGCCCCUCCACUUCUGCACCACUCUGGGCUCCAGUCAGACCAUCACCACCACAAUCGUGAAUUACGCCCGGCACAGGACAGACUACCUGCUGCAGACCGACUGCGCCGACUUCCAGACAGAGACAGCCAUCAGCGUGGCCCCAGCCAGCGCGGGGGGCUCUCGGGUGAGCGUGGCCGUGACCUACGAGCCCUGCCAGCUGGGCCAGGCCAGCGCCACGCUGCAGCUCUCCUCUCAGCAAGCCGGGGACUACAGCAUCCCACUCCUGGGCCUCGCCCUCCCACCCAAGCCCCAGGGGCCCUUCCUUGUCAGCGCUGGUGCCACCAUCUCCAUCCCCUUCAAAAACAUCUUCCUCCAGCCCACGGCCUUCUGCUACGCCGUGGGGCACCCGGCGUUUGCCGUCAGCGGCCCCGCCAGCCUGCGCCCCAAGCAGACCGCCCUCCUGGCCGUCUCCUUCCAGGGGGGAGAGGCCCCCGUGGCCAGCACCAUGGUGGUCUCCUGCCCCGGGGCCCCAGGGCUCUCCUGGUGCUUCUACCUGCGUGGCCUCCCCGCUCCCCGCUGA
Molecule: messenger RNA, 15081 nt
Organism: Colius striatus (speckled mousebird)
Lineage: Eukaryota; Metazoa; Chordata; Aves; Coliiformes; Coliidae
Gene: HYDIN
Product: HYDIN axonemal central pair apparatus protein
Exons: 85
Coding region: 1-15081 (5026 amino acids)
Biological process (GO): cilium movement; axonemal central apparatus assembly
Cellular component (GO): axoneme
Source: RefSeq, a predicted model, not a curated record